GGCUCCUACCAACGAAGGGGAAGCGGGGACUGCAUACCAAUAAACCAGUUGGCCCAUCUGCCGCGCCCCUCGCCGCCUCUAGACGCCUAGCGAGCACACUUGGCUCUGAGAUACGCGCUCAUGUGCGCGUCACACGCAAUUCGAAACAUUUUUUACAAUACCAGCUUAAGUACCUUUGUGGAACUCGAAUUAGAAGUUUUUAAAAGUAUCUAAGAUUUUUAUUUUAAUAAUCAAGACUCCAAGCUUGAACAUGGUGACCCAUCGACGUGAUUAAUACGCAAAGAUAGCUUCUGCCCGAGUCGAACGAAAGUCCUACGUGUGAAGAAGGCAAAGGUCACGACAGCAACAACGUGGCACAAAUUGGACAACCCGGCGCCAACGCAGUUUUUUGGAUCCGCCUGUUGGAUUGUACCUAUCCACGACGCCAGUUGUACUGUACAAAUAUUUGGAGAUUUACGACGCCAUUUUGGAAGCUGCAGACACCCUUACUUCAAGCCCGCCGGUCAGAACUACGCCGUAGCCAGGUUUAGCAAGGGAAGUGCACCAUUCCUUCAUAUUUCCUACUCUCUGCUCGUACUUUCCUCCACCUAUUUGACUAUUUAGCUUUGCCGUCUUCACCCUCUGCCAUGCUUAAUUUUAAUUGUAUGCCAUUUUAUUGCAUUAGUGACGUAAACAUUUGUUAGCCACGUAUCCUCUUUUGAUAGCAAGUGUCAGUGAAAUAAUCUGGUCGCUGCUUUAUAGCCAAUUCAAAACUUAUAGCCUUUUGCGCUUAGUUAAGCAUUUAUUUAAAACUAUUUAAGAACAGAAACGCUUAUUUGAGUGACAUUCUUAUUAGUUAAUUUCAUCAGCUUAAACUUUUCUCCAUUUCAUAAAGUAUUCUCCUACUUUGUGCUAAAUACACAAAAAGAAUACUGUCUAGCGAUCUUACUAAUUACGCGCAGUUAAAUCUCAACGCAUAAAAAAAAUCCAUUGCAUUUCAUAGUAACACAAGUGUUCGUGCGAUCGUGUUACAGAUAAGAACCGGUCGCGUCGCUCCCCGGCAACAGCUACGACUCAGCUGCAGCUGCGGUGUGCUUUCUGCUGACUCCUGCAUUUCGCAUAGCACUGUUGCCGACCGAGCCUACCACUGUGACUGUGAACAUAGGCCAGAAAAUUUACGUAUUUAUUCCAUAUUUUUAUUUUUGAUUUCUGAUUUCCUCAUUCGCUGUUUUCAUUGAAAUCAGAUCUUUGUCAUAAGAUGGCUACGUUGAUACCCACUAGAACGUCUAUUAAGGGACGUAUUACUAAAUUUAAAAAUUACAUUGCCGAUUUGAAUGCUCUGGAAAGCAUUUCCUCGAAAGAUGUAGACGAACUUUCGUUGAAGUUGGAUCGUUUUCGUAGUAUGUUCGCACAGUUUGACCAGAUCCAAACUCAAAUAGAAAUUGCGACUACAUCAGAAAUGCAGACCGAAAUUGACAUAAGAGAAGAGAUGGAAAAUGAUUUUAUUUCUCUUAUUGCCACGGCUCAAAAGAUUAUUAACAAGACAGCCGAAGGAUCUGAUUUCGCCAGCGUAAAGUCUGAAGUUCAAGGUAACUGUGGUCAUGACAAUACAUGCAACGGUUUAAAUUUUCGUUUGCCUGUGAUUAAAAUCGCUAGUUUCGAUGGUUCGUAUUUUAAGUGGCUCGAAUUCAGAGACACAUUUGAUUCCCUUAUUCACAGUUCCGACAACAUCAAGCCGAUUCACAAAUUUCACUAUUUAAAUUCUUAUUUGGAUGGUGAAGCGGCUCAGGUGAUUAGUAAUUUAGAAGUGUCGGACAGUAAUUACGCUGAGGCCUGGCGUCUUCUCUGCGAGAGAUAUGACAACAAAAAACAGCUGAUUAGCAACCAUUUGAACUCAUUGUUUAAUUUGCAAGCGAUUGGUCGCGAAUCAGCAAAGUCCCUUCGUUACUUAGUGGAUCAUGUGUCCAAAAACCUACGGGCUUUAAAUACGUUGGGCCAGCCCACUGAUAAAUGGGACACGCUUCUUAUACAUAUGGUCGCAAGUAAACUCGAUAGUAACACUAGCUUAAAAUGGGAGGAAUUUAAAUGUAAUUCAUUUUCAAAUGACGAUUUGCCGUCAUUGGCCGAUUUUAAUCGCUUUUUAAAGGGACGUGCUGAUGUUUUGGAAUCGGUUCAGCGUAAUAAAUCUGAUAUGAAAAUUAAUAUCACAAAUAAUAAUAAUAAUAAACGCGAACCUAUUGCCUCGCCGCACAAUAAACGUGAAAAGUCUAGCACCAAGUGUUUUGCGGUUUCAGCCACUCCUGCUGCUUCGGCCUCGGCCUCUCCUCCUGCCUGUGUGUUCUGCAGCGGUGAGCAUCGGAUUUACGAUUGCUCGUCAUUCCUGUCCCUGUCCAUCGAAGACCGGAUCUCCGGAGCUUCAAGGUCACGCCUUUGUCUCAACUGUUUGCGGAAGGGGCACACUUCUCAUCGCUGCAGAGUAGCUCCGUGUCACACUUGUAAGAAGCGCCAUAAUAUUUUAUUGCAUAGGGAGACUCCUCAGGUUGCCACUGCGCCCGUAGAUGCGCCUCCGCCGCGCUCGGAGCCCGGGCUCGGGCUGUCGUCAAAUAUGACCGUAUCGCGCUCAAAUCAGGUACUUUUACCUACCGCGUACAUUGACAUGUUUAGCCCGGCCACUAAUAAUUAUGUAACAGCGCGCGCGUUUUUAGAUUGCGGAAGCAUGACUUCUAUUGUUACAACUGAUUUUAAACAAAAAUUGCAACUCGCACCGCUGCCCAGUAAUACAAAUCUUUUCGGAUUAUCUGACGUGCCUAUAUCUAGUAAUCCGGAACGCUGUUUUGUGCAAAUUCGGUCUAAACAUGAUAAAAAUAUUAAAUUCGAUAUCUCAUGUUUAGCGCUGCCCGUAAUUAAUAGCAAUUUGCCACUAAAGCCUAUCGAUGUCUCGAACGUCAAGUGGCCACGUAAUAAAAAACUCGCCGAUCCUCAUUUUAAUCAGCCCGGACCUGUAGAUAUCUUAAUUGGGGCUGACGUUUUUUGGAAUUUGGUUGGAGGCGAGCAAAUUGAUUUAGGGCACGAUACGCUUGUUUUGCGCAAAUCAAAACUAGGAUGGUUAGUUGUCAGUAAGUACAAUGCAUACUCAGCGUUCGAUAAAAAGUCGUUCAAUUCUUUUUUACAAUGCAAUCACCUGUACACAACCAGUGAUAAUAAUCUUGACGACUCGCUUACUAAAUUCUGGCAGCUGGAGCAAGUGCCCCUACCUAGUCAACCGUUUACCGAUUUAGAGGCGGAAUGUGAGCAACAUUUUGUCACUCACACUUAUCGUGACGAUAACGGUAGGUUUCACGUACGCUUGCCAUUGGUUACGGAGCCCGAUUGUUUAGGGAACUCGUAUCGCUUAGCUAAAAAACGGUUCUUUGCAUUAGAGAAACGAUUUAAACGUAACCAUGAUUUAAAAGCGGCUUACGAGCAAUUUAUAAAUGAAUAUGCCGAAUUAGGCCAUCUCUCUGUGUCCGAUUCUGACAUUCCGGACCCUUCUUUUUUUGUGCCACAUCAUUGUGUGCAAAAGCCCUCCAGCGAAUCUACGAAAUUAAGAGUCGUUUUCCAUGGUAGUGCCCCCACCACGUCUGGUUAUUCUAUAAACGACCUGCAGAUGGUUGGGCCGACGAUUCAGGAUUCAUUAUUUAAUAUUCUAUUGAGGUUUCGCACUUACAAAUACGUUUUGACUGGGGAUGUCGCUAAGAUGUAUCGGCAGGUCUUGGUUCAGGAGUGUGACCGCGAUUUACAAUUAAUUCUUUGGCGCUCCAAUGAGAACGAACCUUUAAAAACUUUAAAACUUAACACGGUCACUUACGGAUUUUCAAGUGCUAGUUUUUUGAGCACACGCUGUUUAUGGCAGUUGGGCGAAGAAUGUGCAGAUGAAAAAAUUAAGACCAUCAUCCAAAAUGAUUUUUUAGUGGAUGAUUUGCUAACAGGAUCGGACACAGAGGAGGAACUACGUUCUAUUAAAGAGUCGGUUGAGCGUGCGCUGGCAGCUGGUUGUUUCCCUCUGCGCAAAUAUCGCUCAAAUUUAUCGUCAAUUUUGCACGACUCAGAAAACUCAGAAAAUAAAGGUAGCUUGAUCAUUAGCUCGUCGUCGCAUACGUUAGGAGUGGGCUGGGACUCUGAGACAGAUAUCAUUCAUUUCCCUACUCAAUAUUCGGCCAAGGACGGCCAUCCUACGAAACGAUCAAUUUUAUCGGACUCGUGUAAAAUAUUUGAUCCAUUAGGCCUCCUUUGUUUGCUGACGAUUAUACCUAAAGUUUUAAUUCAAAAAUUAUGGAUUGAAAAAAUCGACUGGGAUGUUCCCGUGCCGAGCUACAUAAACGAAUCUUGGCAGGAUUUUGUAAACGGACUAGCGUCUUUAACUUCGAUCCAAAUACCUCGUUAUGUUCUAUGCGACUCGCCGACGCAUAUCGAGAUGCAUGUAUUUUGUGAUGCGAGCUCAGUGGCAUACGCGGCCUGUAUUUAUUUAAAGUCAACAAAUGAGAAGGGCGUUGUUAUGGUCAGGCUGCUGUGCGCCAAGGCCAAGGUCACGCCGGUCCAGGCUACGACUAUUCCUCGUUUGGAAUUAUGUGCUUGCCUUCUAGGCGCGCAGCUCGCGUCAGCUGUCUCUAAGACGUUGCGCUGCCAGAUUGCGCAAAAAUUUUAUUGGACUGACUCGUCAAUUGUGAUCGCAUGGCUUAAAACAAAUCAAACUAAAUUAAAAACAUUUGUUGCCAAUCGCGUGGCUCAUAUUUUAGAACUCACCGAUGGCAGUGAGUUUCGUCACGUUCCUACCGCUGUAAAUCCGGCUGACUAUCCAUCUAGAGGGGUCGAAGCGCGUCGCUUACCUGAUUUGCAAAUGUGGUGGACCGGGCCGUCCUUUUUGUACGAGCCACAGAAUAACUGGCCUCAGUUUUCCUCAAACUCGGAAUUCGAUUUACCCGAGCUAAAGGUUAACGUCGCGAUCACUAAAGAUUCACAAAAAAAUGAUGUCGUUGAUUUCGAUCGAUAUUCGAAACUUAAAACUUUGCAACGUGCGGUAGCUUAUAUGCUUAGGUUUGCGCAUAACUGCCGUCUCUCAACCAAUAAAACUACGGGUGUGCUACAACCUGAGGAGCUCGAGGCUUCUUUUAAAAAAUUGGUCGCUUUGUCGCAACAGGCUAGUUUCCCCCUCGAAUUGAAAUUGUUGCGUGACAAGCAAUCUCUAGGCCCUAAAUGUCCUAUUCUAUCGCUUAACCCAUUUUACGAUGAAGACGACAAACUUCUCAGAGUUGGUGGACGUCUGUCCUCUUCGUUUUAUCAAUUUGAUAAACGCCACCCAAUGCUUUUACAUGCCAAACAUAGAUUUACUAGAUUGCUGUUUCAACAGGAACACAUCCGUCUUCUGCACGCUCCUCCUCAGCUGCUUUUAGCCGCCAUUCGCGAGUCGGUAUGGGUCGUAUCGGGGCGUACACUUGCGCGCACCGUCUCGCAACAAUGCGUCACCUGUCGCCGCGUAGCUGGCAAUACUUCUGCUCCAUUGAUGGGCGCUCUACCCUCUCAGCGCGUAACGCCUGAUUUUCCGUUCAUUAGUGUCGGCGUAGACUUCGCUGGGCCUUUUAUGAUUACGGACAGGCAUGGCAGAGGUUGCAAAAGAACGAAGUGCUAUUUAGCGGUAUUUGUUUGUCUUCGAUACAAAUGUUUGCAUUUAGAGGCAGUAAGCACGCUAUCGACGGAUUCGUUUAUCCUUUCGCUGCGACGUUUUAUCUCUCGCAGAGGGCGACCUCGCGAGAUCUUCUGCGAUAAUGGACGUAAUUUUGUAGGAGCGGCCAAGGAAAUUAGCGAUUAUCUUAGUUCAAAUUCAGACACGGUUUGCAAUUUUGUAGCAAAUGAGGAAAUACAAUUUAAAUUCCAACCGGCAUAUGCUCCUCACUUUGGUGGUUUGUGGGAAGCAGGAGUCAAAACUGCCAAAUUUCACCUCAAUCGCAUUCUAGGUAACGCUCAUUUAACCUAUGAAGAAUUGGCAACUUUAUUUAGUCAGGUUGAAUCAAUCCUGAACAGUCGUCCUUUAUGUCCUUUAUCGUCCUCACCAAACGAUUUCCAACCCUUAACCCCAGGUCACUUCAUCAUCGGCCGCGCGCUCACUUCGUUGCCGUCGCCCCACCUCGCGGAUAUAAACCCAAGCCGUUUAGACAGGUUUCAGAGGCUCGAGGCACUAAGACAGCACUUCUGGCGGCGCUGGCAAAUGGAAUACGUCUGCGAGCUCCAGCAACGGACGAAAUGGCGUGUUCCAGGACGAGCUCUUCAACUGGGUGACCUGGUCCUAAUCAAGGAAGAGAAUACUCCUCCACUGCACUGGCGGCUUGGACGAAUCUCCAAAUUGUUUCCUGGCGCCGACGGGAUUUCGCGAGUAGCCGAAGUUGCCACUGUAACAGGCACCUAUAAGCGAGGUGUGAAAUACCUCUGCCCUCUGCUGGACGAGACCCAUGAAGCCUUGAAGGCUAACGCCUCCAAGGGCCCCCAGGAUGUUGCGGCUCCUACCAACGAAGGGGAAGCGGGGACUGCAUACCAAUAAACCAGUUGGCCCAUCUGCCGCGCCCCUCGCCGCCUCUAGACGCCUAGCGAGCACACUUGGCUCUGAGAUACGCGCUCAUGUGCGCGUCACACGCAAUUCGAAACAUUUUUUACAAUACCAGCUUAAGUACCUUUGUGGAACUCGAAUUAGAAGUUUUUAAAAGUAUCUAAGAUUUUUAUUUUA
Molecule: messenger RNA, 6733 nt
Organism: Cydia pomonella (codling moth)
Lineage: Eukaryota; Metazoa; Arthropoda; Insecta; Lepidoptera; Tortricidae
Exons: 1
Coding region: 1238-6550 (1770 amino acids)
Biological process (GO): DNA integration
Molecular function (GO): nucleic acid binding
Source: RefSeq, a predicted model, not a curated record